Esox lucius (northern pike) is the source of this 3329-nucleotide messenger RNA. Its product is annotated as malignant fibrous histiocytoma-amplified sequence 1 homolog. The record is from RefSeq and is a predicted model, not a curated record. Gene Ontology annotation, molecular function: protein binding. Lineage: Eukaryota; Metazoa; Chordata; Actinopteri; Esociformes; Esocidae. The coding region runs from base 247 to 2736 and encodes 829 amino acids. The transcript has 10 exons.
UUGUACUGAUAUGGUUUAUACUUUAUAGAACCACAAGUAAUUCAACAUUACAAACAAACCUUUCAGUUACGGUGAAGUAAGAAGAGUUUAAGUGUGCUUAAUGUGAGGUGGUCAAGAAGAGGAGGAAUAAAACCCUUAAACCAUGAACCAUCCGUCUCGUUCUUACCAGACACCCUGUAGGGGAUCAGAAACCAUUCAACAGCUUCAGUGAAUAGCGGGUGAGGGCAUUCUCAGCCAACCGCUCAGAUGGGUCCUGAGCAGAGUAAGAAAGAUUGGGACCUGUCUGGUAGGAAGCUGAAGUCACUUCCUCCGAAUUUCACAGAGAAGGCUGUGGAGGCCAGGAGGUUGGACCUGCAGAAAAACAAAUUAAGAAAGCUCUCUGAGAUCUCCAGCAUGGUCCACUUGAGAGAGCUUAAUCUCUCCAGAAAUGAGCUGGUGGACUUUCCCUUGGAGAUCAAAUCUUUGAGACAACUGGAGCGCCUCUACUUGAACCAAAACAACAUAAAGGUAAUCCCUGAAGAUGUCUUCUGUCAGCUGGGGAACUUGCAGUUCCUCAAGCUUAGCACCAACCGCCUGGCCAAACUCCCAGCAGAUCUGAGUCAAUGCCACAACCUCAGCUACGUCAACCUGUCCAAUAACUGCCUACAAGACCUCCAGGCACUGGUGGGGCUCCCUAAACUCAAGGAGCUGUUAGUAGAACGGAAUGGCCUGACUGAACUUCCAGCCCAGUUGUUUCAAAAGGGAAAUUCAGUGCUGACCUUGUUUAAGGCCACAGGAAACCCGCUGAGGACCCCACCUGAGGAGGUGUGUGAUGGAGGGGUGAGGGACAUCCAGAGCUACUUUGCCAUGAUGGAGGAGGAAUCCUCUGACAUGCACAGUACAGCCUCUACAGUCAAGACUAUGUUUCUGGGAUCGUCUAUGGCUGGGAAGUCUACGCUGUGUCGCAGCCUGCAGCAUGGACGGCCUGUGAGGGUAGACAAAGAUGAGAGAACCGAGGGGAUCGAGAUCAGCGAGAUUGAUAUGGCCGGGGUCCGCCUCCUGUUCUGGGACUUUGCAGGGCAGGAGGAGUACUACUUGACACAUCACGUAUUCAUCACCCCGAGAGCUCUCGUCAUCCUUGCUGUCGAUCUUGCUAGCUACAAAAUGGAAGAUCCCCAGUCUUAUAAAGAGAAGGUGUGCUUUUGGAUCAACAACAUCCAGCUUCGCGUCCCUGCCUCGGUGGUCCUACUGGUGGGAACUCACUGUGACCAGUGCAGAGACCAAGAAGAAGUGAGGGACAAGAAGAAACACAUUGAGGAAAAGGUUCGGGUCAUGCUAGAGGAGAGGAAGAUGGUUUUACAACUACAGAAGAAUAACCUGAAAGACAAAACCGACCAGUCUCUGUUUUCCAAACAAAUGAGUGAACUUGACCGGCUUAUGGAAUACAAUUUACAGGUUUUGGAUCUUAUAGCUAUUGACUGCACUAGGGAUGAGGAAAUUGUCAAGCUCAAGGAACACAUUGUUAAUCAGGUAUUAACAAAGGAUACAUUCCCAUGUGCUGAAAGGACCCUGCCCAAAAGUUACAAAGAAGUCGAGGUAGCAAUUCAACAUCUAUUGAAACACAACCAAAUACCUCAGCACGGAAUAGUUUCUUUUCAUUAUCUUCUGAAUGACCUCAUUCCGUACCUUGAGCUGGGAGAGGAGAACGUACAGUCUAUCCUGCGCUACCUCCAUCGUAUCGGAAUCAUUGUGUGGUAUGAGGAAAUCCCUGCUCUGAAGGACAAGGUGUUUGUUCAGCCAUCUUUCCUCAUCUCAAUCUUCAAGACCAUCGUGAGACCCGACCUGGUCAAGCAGCUGGAGGCCUUUCACAGAGAUGAUUUGCGGCAGGAAGGUUGCCUGGUGGUCCACAGGGGCACAUGGGUAGAAGACUUCAGGGAGAAGGGUACCCUGCACAACGUGGCCACACGAAUCCUCGCACGCAAAGAACUGAGGCGAUUGGGGCUUGACGAUGAAGACCUGGUGAAUGAGGUGGUCGGGAGCAAGAAUGAAGAGGGAACCCUACUCCUCCUCCUGCAGCACUUUGAGGUCUGUCUCCCAGCUAAGCUAGGUAGUUCCCUCAAUCCAGAGGCCCCGGAGUUCAAACCAUGCGAGCAGUGGAAGACCCCAAGCCCGGCCAGCACUGAUCCAGAUGGUGCAUGUCUCUUUCCCAGCUACCUGCUGGACAAUAAAAUGGUGGUGAAAAUGUGGGGAGAAGACAGAAUGGAUGAUAUCAAUGUCCAUGUUUACUUUCUACCUGAAAUCCCUCAUGGCUUCUUCCACAGGCUCAUCAUCAAGACAUGCUCCCUGUAUCCGACUCACUGGAUAGGAAAGGACCACUGCCUGCUCAGUUCAGGAGAGAAACUGCUGCUGAUGAGAGAGAUCAGUGAAUGUAAUGAUGAAGAUCAAUACAUUCAGAUCCGCUGCAGGCGACCUGAGAACAGUGAGUACCGUCGUUCUUGGGAUUUUGUAAUGUCGGUGAUGUCUAAGCUAGCGGAGCUGUCAAGACAGUGGCCUGGUCUAUCGCAACACGUCCACACACCAUGUAAAGAGAAAAGCUGCACAGCCUACUUUGCCUGGAGAGACUGGCAGGAUCUCACAAACACUGACAUAUAUGAUCUUGUGCAGGAGGAAAAACAGCUCUGCCGAAACGGACACACACGGCGAACUGAGCUACUUUUUCCAAAAGAUCCUGUUGUCAGCAGAUCCAAAGGAAAUUGAUGAACCCCUACAAAAAGAAAAGCUUCAUCAGAGGGAGAGAUCUUCUCUUUCAGUGAGGUCUGCAAAUUAAGCCAUGAAUGCCUAAAGAACAUUUGUGCUGCUUGGCACCUGACAAUGUGUAAGUUUAAGGUCUCAAACUUAAUUUAAAAUGUGAGACAACUAAAGGCGCCAUAGACAUGUAUACCGCCAUUUCAGAACACUUCAUUCCAUGAUAAAUGUUUGCUGUUGAUGCUGUUGUCCAAAUGUAUAUUUGUAGAAUCUGCAUUUUAUUAUCACAAUAUUUCUGAGUAUUUCCUUAUUCCCAUACAGUUUGAAAAAAACAUACAAAUGUACUGAAAGUGUUAAUUAUGCCACGGUUAUCAGCAUUCAGGAUUACAACCACCCGGUUUAUAUGAAAGCAAUAAGGCACUUGGAGGUGUGGUAUAUGGCCUGGACACAGCUCUUAGCUGUGUUAUUUUGGCAAUAUACCACAAACCCCCAAGAUGCCUUUUUGGUUUUAUAAACCUGUUACUAACACAUUUAGAGCAGUAAAAAGUCAUGGGAUGUCAUACCUGUGGUAUACGGUCCUGAAUGUAGAUUGGCUGAUAGCCAUG